AUGUACAUCACUAUCUCAGCUCCAAGGCAUAAAACGCUUGACACUUGCUCAAAUCCUGGCGAAAAAGAGGCGUCAAGAGAAAAUCGUCAUGUGCACAACGAUGCGCUGGUCGAUAUCCAACUCGUUGGCGAUUCUCUCGCAAAUGUUGUUUUAGGGGAACCUCGAACAACAGCUGUUGAUCUGGACACCAUGAUUUUGUUCGCCAAGCUCGUAGUAAAAGGCUCUCGCCGAUCCCUCGUGAUGUUCGACCUUCCGUACGGCACCUAUAAUACGCCGGAAGAAGCUGUCGCGUCAACUGUGAAGGUAGUCCAGGCGACGGGAAGCACAGCAGACGAUGCAGAAAGACUUCUGCAAGAGGCGAUUGACCUGCAGAAUGCAGGUGCUUCCCUCAUAGUCCUGGAGAUGGUCUGUGCUGAGGCGGCGGAACUGAUAUCGAAGACCCUGCGCAUCCCUACAAUAGGAAUUGGAGCAGGUAUCGGGUGUGACGGCCAGGUUCUGGUCAUUCACGACAUGCUGGGGCUAUGCGGCCCCGGAACUAAAGCUUUUAAAUUUGCAAAAAGAUACGCUAACCUGUAUGACGCUGCGGUCUCGGCUGUGGGGACCUACAGAGCUGAAGUGGUGGCAGGUUCCUUCCCAAGAACCUGCAAUUCAAGUUUCAUGAAACCAGCGGAAACCGAGAAACUGCAUGCCAGGUGCUCGGGCCGGUUGGCAGCAGAAGACGCGCCAAAGGUGUUACCUUCAGGAAAUGGCGUCACGAGUUCUCAUGCGUCUGACACAACGAUGGGGGGCACUACGCCGGUGGGCACCUCGCCCCACUCCGGCGAGCCCGUUCAAACAGGCCCAUACAAAGUAUGUGUGUUUGGUGGUGGCCGCAUGGGGCAGCUCCUUGCGUGGAUCAUGGCAGGUUCACCCUGCUUUUCCUCCAGUGAUAGUCGAGACAGUGCCGUCCUGCAGCAGAUGCAGAUGAGCGGAACAGAGGUUACUAUCUGUACAUCGAGAGAAGACUUGAUUGCUGCUUGUACCCAAGCGAAGGGACUGCUAAGCGUUGUGCAAUCAGCCAGCAGCCCACACCCGGGUGACUCCGAAGGGGGCGCCAAACAUUCGUUCAUGCUAACGAACGAAGUCGUCAACAUCGGCUGCCUGCCUACAGGCGCGGAAGAGCGCCGGCCAGUUAAAGUGAUUUCGCGGAAAGCAGCGGAGACGCUUGGUCGUGUGUUUGAUCUUGUUAUUAUAGCUUGUCUCUCAAGCGAUACUCAGGAGAUAGCUGAGUGUGCAUUCCGCUGUGCACGAGCUGACGGGACUGUAGCUUCUGUGCAAAACGGACUAAAAUCACCGCGUAUACUACGGUCACUGCAUGAUCGGCUGCUACUGUCCGAGGGCAGUUCUCCCCAUCUAGUGUUUAUGCCGACGUCCCUAGCUGCCGUUGAAGAGGAGCCACUGCGUAUUCAGAAGGUUGGCAAUGGCCACGUAAAGAUAUGCGGAUAUCUUCAAAGAGCAUUCCAGAAGGCUGAAGAGUUGCAUGCAAUGCUCGUGGCCAGAGGCGUGUCGUGCGAAGUCGUACCAUAUCAGCGGUUGGAUGAAGUGCUCUGGGAAAAGGCAGCAGUCAACUGCUUUAUCAACCCCUUGGCUGCUUUGCUAAACUGCGCCAAUGGUCAGCUCGUCGACCCCAGGAUGGAGCUUGCCAGGAAGCUUGUGGUUUCCGAGGUCGUGGCGGUUGCUAGAGCGAAAGGGAUCCCACUGACAUUUGCAUCUGCUUGUGCCGCUGCCGUCACUGUCGCCCGCGCGUCCAUGGAAAACAUAUCUUCAACGCUUGGCCAGCUUCGCCAAGGCCGCAAAGUGGAACUUGUAGAUAUUUCUGGAGAGGUAAUAAGAGAAGCGAACGCAGUUGGCCUGAAGGCCCCCGUUAACAGACUGCUGCUGGAGUUGGUAGGACUGCUCGAAACUACCCAAGCUCGCCGACUCCCAGUACAGCAGCAACUUCCGGGGAAAUGA
Molecule: messenger RNA, 1992 nt
Organism: Eimeria mitis
Lineage: Eukaryota; Apicomplexa; Conoidasida; Eucoccidiorida; Eimeriidae
Product: 3-methyl-2-oxobutanoate hydroxymethyltransferase, putative
Exons: 15
Coding region: 1-1992 (663 amino acids)
Biological process (GO): pantothenate biosynthetic process
Molecular function (GO): oxidoreductase activity; magnesium ion binding; 3-methyl-2-oxobutanoate hydroxymethyltransferase activity
Source: RefSeq, a predicted model, not a curated record